Punica granatum (pomegranate) is the source of this 3049-nucleotide messenger RNA. NCBI's taxonomy places the organism in Eukaryota, Viridiplantae, Streptophyta, Magnoliopsida, Myrtales, Lythraceae. The record is from RefSeq and is a predicted model, not a curated record.
ACUCUUCUCUCUCUCUCUCUCUCUCUCUCUCUGUGUGUAUAAAUAGUUUUCUCCGCUGUCCGUCCGCUCGACCGUUUCUUGUCCUCUGUUCGUCACUGUCCGGAAGGACAUCCUCUGCAAAUUUCUGCUGACGGAAACGGAGGGGCUUCCAUUCCAUUGCUGCAAACCGAAGCUCAGUUCCAGCCCUUCAGAGACAGGAAGAGACAGAGAGUGGAAGUUAGGGAAUGUUCCACUCCCACAGCCUGUCGAGAAAGGGGCCUUUGGGCUCCGUAUGGGUGGCUGCCUACUGCCACAAGCGGCUCAAGAAGGCCGAAGUAACCGCCACCGACAUCUCCUUCUCUGUGGAUAAGAUCUUGCAGGAUGAAUUUGAAAUUAUCACCUACAGGGUUCUGGGCUACUUCCUCCUUGGUGUCGUGAGGAUAUACUCGAAGAAGGUUGAAUAUUUGUUCAAUGACUGUCACAAGGUGCUUGUUCAAGUCAAGGGCUUUGUGGUUAGUGAGAAAGGUCAUUCGCGUACUGUAAAAGGUUUACGUGAACCUAUUAGCUUGAUAACUCGUCCAAAGAGGUUUGAACUUGAUGCUUUUGAUCUGGAAGUUGGAGAUGAUGUUAGUGGAGCUCAUCAUCAGUCCCCACAAGAAGAGAUAACCCUCAAAGAUAACGCAUGGAGGCAUGCGGGCAUGGUGCAGUGUGCCUUACAAAAGUACAACUGGGAGAAAGAAGCAGGCUGUCAUGAUACUCUCAUCAUUGAUUAUACUGAAGCUGAAGAUAUUGUUCCAUUGGCCUUUAUUGACACUGAAACUGAAGCUAGUGUGGAGAAGCCUCAGGACACCCUGUUAUCUCAAGAACUGUGUGUGGGUUUGCUAACUUUUGAAGAUCAUCAAAGUAGACCACUUAAUGAGGAUAAUCAAGGUGAACUGGAGCAGAUGAGAUCUUCUGAAGGGGCACAUCUAUCAGAAAAAGAUAAGUGCUUUAGUGAAGAAGAAGAUUUUGAUCUAAGCAACUUAGAGUUCACAAUUGAGAGGAUCUACGAGGAUGGGAAACCUGAAAUAGGAAAUGCAAGUUUCGAAGUUGUUGCUCCCUCUGGUGGAGAUAAGUGUUUAUUUAGUGAAAAGGAGGGUGAUCUAAGCAACUUAGAGACCACAAUUCAGAAGCUUCAAGAGGAUGGGGGAUUUGAGAAGGGAGAUGCAGAUUCUGAAAUAGUUGCUCCCUUAGAUGGAGAAAAUCAAGUUGCUCCCUCUGGUGGAGAUAAGUGUUUAGUUAGUGAAAAGGAGCAUGAUCUAAGCAACUCAGAGACCACAAUUGACAAGCUUCGAGAGGCUGGGCGAUUUGAUAAGGGGGAUGCAGAUUUUGAAAUGGCUGCUCCCUUAGAUGGGGAAACUCAAGAUGCUCCCUCUGGUGGAGAUAAGUGUUUAGUUAGUGAAAAGGAGCGUGAUCUAAGCAACUUAGUAACCACAAUUGAAAGGCUUCGAGAGGAUGGGGGAUUUGAGAAGGAAGAUGCAGAUUCUGAAAUGGCUGCUCCCUUAAAUGGAGAAACUGGAGAAGUCAUUGGCACUGAGACUAAAGUGGAUUUUGCACCCGAAGAGACAUAUAUGCCCUCUGAAAUAGUAUCAUCUGACAGUCCAGAGCCUGAUGUUGUUAUGACAGACCGUCCAAUAUCGUUAAGAGUCGACUCAACUCCUGCAAAGAAGCCACCUAUUACUGCUGAAGUUGCAGGUGGUUUAACACCUGAGUUCAUGCUUGUUCCAACUCCCGCUCUGAAGGAGCGACGUCUGACUAAAAGAAAAAGGAAGUGUUUAUUUGAUGACCUGAUAGUGUUGCCUAAUGAUUUAGUCAAGAAAAGCAUAAGGGAUGCAAGCGAUUUAGUGUGCAAGCGAAGGAAGGCUCCUUGUAAUGCUUUCACUGUUUGGAAAGCAACUCGAGCAUUGGGAUUCUCAGAGCCCUUGAUUCCUUAUUCCUCGUCGGAGCUACAGUCACUGCUCUUCUUAAAGAAUUUAAAGAUCUCAGCGCCCCAUGAAGAUGUAGUGGUCUCGGCACCUGGUGAAGAUGUAGUGGUCCCGGCGGCCCAUGAAGAUGUAGAGCUCCCGGCACCCAAUGAAGAUGUAAAGAUCUCAGCGGCCCGUGAAGAUGUAGAAGUUCCUGAGAAGGUUAUAGUAUCAGAGCUUCCUCCUGGUGAUGGAUCCUCAGAGCAAGCAGGGAUAGCUCCCGAAACACCUACUAGGCAGUUCUCAUCUAGGAGACCAUAUGAGAGCCCAAAAGCCUCCAAGUCCGAUGAAGUGAGGCCUGAAAGCCCACUUGAGAGUGUGGCCUUGGAGAAAGAGUCAUCAGUAUACGAGGACCAAGACCUUAGUUUUACUCUGAUGAACGAGGAUUUGAACUCAUUGGAAGGGGAAACUCACAAACUCUAUGGUUGGACUGGAAGAACAAGACAAGUAGCAAAACACCUGAAUGAGGUUUUCCAGAAACAGAAGGGAAAGGAUGAAGUAACGUGUUUGUUGCAGAUCUCCAAGGGAAGGACUAGGAAGGAGAGUGCAAGACUCUUCUAUGAGAUAUUGGUCUUGAAGAGCAAUGGAUUCAUCAAUGUGGAUCAAGAGACUGCACAUGCUGAUGUUCUCAUCAGGAAGCUGCCGAAGUUGGAACAAGCUUUCGAUGCUGAUGACUCCGAGAGACGUACAUGAAAGUCCUGCACGUUUUCCAGAAUACUGGGUCAUCAGCAUCCCCUGUAAUUAUUGCACAGAACUAGUUUUUUUGCAAAUCCUGCUAGUCUGUAUAUGGUAGGUAGGAAGUCUGUAAAACGCAACACCUGUCGAGGCUCAAACUUAAGCACGGAGUUUAGCCCUUGUCUUUAAAGGGCCGGUGAUUCGGCACAGGUAUUGUGAAGGUUUCUUAUAUAGGAGGUCUUUUCAGCCGAAGGAAAUGCCAUUGGCAUGCUUAGGAGUUGGUACCGUAGCUUUAUAUUAGGAGUUGAUGUAGUUGCAAGUAGACUUUGUUAAAGAUCUUGAAGAAGCAAAUCUUUCUGUGCAUGAGAGAAACAAUUUGAAGUUCGUAGAAA